GACGAGCCAAGAUGUGCAGCAAUCUGACCUGCGUGGACGACUUCCUGAAUCGGGCGUUCCACAAGCUGGGCCUCGUUGUGGGUCGUCAUCCCGGCUACUUCGUGGUGAUCCCGGUAUUGUUGGCAUUCAUCUGCUUCACCGGAUACCAGAGGAUCCAUUACGAGAUCGAUCCCGAGUACCUAUUCUCGCCCACAAAUGGACCGAGCAAAACAGAACGGGCGAUCGUCGAGCAGUACUUCAAGGUCAACUACAGCCACUACUUCAGCCUGGGUCGCAUCACCAGGCCAGGUCGUUUCGGUCACGUGAUCAUCACCUCGAAGGACGGGAACGAUAAUCUGCUGCGCGCCGAUGUGUUCGACGAGCUGAUCCAGCUGGACAAAGUGAUCAAGUCCUCGGUAGCGACCUACGAAGGCGGGGUCUUCACCUACGAUCAGAUCUGCGCGAAAUGGCUGGACGAAUGCUUCAGCAACGACAUCCUGAAUCUUCAUCACAUCAUUAAGGAUGUGGAGAAGAAGGAGCUGAACCUGACCUUCCCGGUGAUGCUGAACCCCGUUUCCUGGGAGAUUCACAUGCUGCCGGUCUAUUUUGGCGGGAGCGUGAUCAACGAGGACCAGGAGAUAGAGUCCGUGCCGUCGAUGCAGCUCGCUUACUUCCUGGCAGCUGAGAAUUCACGUCAGGAUGCAAUCGGCGCAGCUUGGGAGGAGGCGUUCCUCGAGGCAGUGAGGAAGGUCGAGGAAGGAGGCGUGUUCAAGCACAUUGCCACUGCAAGGUUCGCCUCCAGGACCCUGGAGUUGGAGCUAGAAGAGAAUACAAAGACGAUAGUGCCGUAUUUCUCGAGCACGUUCAUCCUGAUGGCGUUGUUCUCCGUGGUCACCUGCAUGAUGACUGAUUGGGUACGCAGCAAGCCUUGGUUGGGGCUUCUUGGCAAUGUAUCAGCGGCUAUGGCCACUGUGGCCGCGUUCGGCUUAUGCAUCUACCUGGGCGUGGACUUUAUAGGUCUGAAUCUGGCUGCACCUUUCCUUAUGAUCGGAAUCGGUAUCGACGACACGUUCGUGAUGCUGGCUGCCUGGAGACGGACCAGUAUCAUGAAACCGGUACCGGAGCGGAUGGCCGCGAUGCUCAGCGAGGCAGCUGUCUCGAUUACGAUCACAUCUCUGACCGACAUGAUAUCGUUUUUCAUCGGGAUUCUUUCGCCGUUCCCCUCGGUGCAGAUCUUCUGCAUUUAUUCGGGAUUCGCUGUGGUCUUCACCUUCGUCUUCCAUCUGACAUUUUUCACCGGCUGCGUGGCCAUCAGCGGUUACUGCGAGCAGAAGAACCUCCACAGCGUGGUGUGCUGUAAGGUGCAGCCUCUUUCAAAAUCCUUGAAACCGCAUCGAUCCUGGAUCUACAGGGCACUUUGUACUGGAGGAGUGGACCCGGAUGAUCCGUACAAUCCGGUGGAUAAUCCAGAACACGGAUGUAUGAGCUGGUUCCGUGACUAUCUGGCAGGUGCGCUAAACUGUCGACCCAUCAAGGUCAUCGUGAUCCUGAUAUUCGCCUGUUACCUGGCUGGUGCAAUCUACGGGCUGACGACUCUUCAAGAAGGCUUGGAUCGUCGCAAGCUUUCCAAGAACGACUCUUACUCGAUAACAUUCUACGACCGACAGGAUUAUUACUUCCGGGAAUUUCCGUACAGGAUACAGGUGGUAGUGAGUGGGCAGUACGACUACAGUAACCCUGUGAUUCAGCAGCAAAUGGAGAACCUGACGAGAUCCCUCGAAGCGAGUAGCUACAUCAGUAGCGCGCCAAUAUUUACCGAGAGUUGGCUAAGAAGCUUCCUGCGGUAUGUGAACAACAGCGAGCUAAACGAGACCAACAUCACCGACGAGAAGAGCUUCAUGAAGACGUUGAAGGAUACCUGGCUGUAUCCUAUAAGUAGCCUGUCCCUGGACGUGAAGCUCGACGACGCUGAGGAGCACAUUAUAGCGAGUAGAUUCAUGAUCCAGGCGGUGAACGUAAGCGGUACCAAUCAGGAGAAGGACAUGGUGAAGGAGCUUCGCAGGAUCUGCACCGAGUCUCCGUUGAAUGCUAGUGUCUUCCACCCGUACUUCGUCUUUUUCGAUCAGUUCGAGUUGGUUAAGCCGACCAGCAUUCAGUGUAUGGUGUUCGGGGCCCUGAUCAUGAUGUUGAUCAGUUUCCUCUUUAUACCGAACGUUCUGUGCUGCCUCUGGGUGGCUUUCUGUAUCAUUUCAAUUGAACUGGGGGUAGCCGGUUACAUGUCUCUCUGGGACGUUAAUCUGGACAGUAUAUCCAUGAUCAAUCUGAUCAUGUGCAUAGGGUUCAGCGUGGACUUCACCGCCCAUAUCUGUUACGCCUACAUGAGCUCCAAACAGAAAACACCAGAAGACAGAGUCCGAGAGAGUCUCUACAGCCUUGGACUACCAAUAGUGCAGGGUGCCGCGUCCACAAUUUUGGGCUUGGUAGCCCUGGUCCUAGCUGGAACGUAUAUAUUCAUGGUGUUCUUCAAAAUGGUCUUCCUAGUGAUCUUCAUAGGCGCCAUGCAUGGCAUGUUCCUCUUACCUGUGCUUCUAUCAUUAUUCGGUCCCUCCGCACCCGCGGACGACAAGACAGAGGAUGUGAAGAUUCAGGAUGAUCUAGCUUCCAAGCUCCAGCAACCCUACGUGAUUCCACACCCUAGUCUUUCUUACUAUCACCGCACGGGAAUCGCCAAAAGUCUACAGGGCAGCCCAGCAACAAGUCUGGCUGCUUUCGAAGAAAGAGACCCUGGCCUAGGGACCAGUGAGGACAGCAACUCGACCGAGAGCAGCUCUUCCCAGAGUAGAAGACGAGAGGGUCAAUUGGAGCAAGAGAACCACACGCGUCACGAGGUCUGGAGACGAUCCAUAGGGGUUCUAUACGGUAUGUCCCAGUUCCAAACAGCUGCACAUCCAGUCUCCCCGCCACCUGACUACGCUGGCGCUCUGCAAGAACUUCAGGCUGACCAGGAUCGUCGCGCCGUUCGAACGGUGCCCUUCGUCGGACCUUAUCCCGCGCAUCGACCAACGAAUCACAGAGAUCACAGGAGAAGCAGAUCCUAUCACAAUAUCCAUCACUCGUCGAGGUACUUGACUGAUCCCCGGUAUCCUUAAAGGAUCCGGUUACCAGUGACUAUGCACGCAGCCGGCAGAGCCGGGAGAAACUUUGUUUCCCGCGGACUUUCGCCUCUUUCGACUGACCAGGAGAGUCUGGUCGCUCUGGGGAAGCGAAUGGAGGCCAAGUUCCCCGGCUCUCUCCGCGGAAUCACCGAGGGGCUUCGAGAACUUUGAAAGAGGAUUUCCUUUCUGGAGAACUUUUGGCUUCUAGCUAGGAUGAGGUCAAAGGGGCUCGAGGAAUUUGAAGACUACUAAGGCUCGAUCGCCGAGCACGCGUGUACCGGACCAUCGAA
Molecule: messenger RNA, 3424 nt
Organism: Dufourea novaeangliae
Lineage: Eukaryota; Metazoa; Arthropoda; Insecta; Hymenoptera; Halictidae
Gene: Ptr
Product: patched domain-containing protein 3
Exons: 10
Coding region: 12-3128 (1038 amino acids)
Cellular component (GO): plasma membrane; cytoplasmic vesicle membrane
Source: RefSeq, a predicted model, not a curated record